AUGCGUGUCAUGGGUCUUCUCGGCGCCUGUGGCCUGGCCACAGCGUUUAGUCUGUAUCGUCUGGUGCUGGUGCUGAAAGAGGGCAGCACGCCGGACCAGACUAUUCUCUUUAUGUGUCAUUUUGUCCGGGUAUGUCUCCACCUUUGCCCCUCUAGCGAGCAGGAUCUGACUUUAGCCAGAAAUGCCGAGGGCGGUGUUGGAUUGAUCUGUGCUUGUCUCCCUGUCCUCAAUUCGCUGCUCGCCCAUUACCAAAGGAGCUACUUGUCACAAAAGUACUACACCCAAAGCUCAGAUGCGCAGCUGGGCUAUCGGAAGUCGGGCAACAACUCCAGAUCCGCGUCCCGCUGGGAACCACCAACACCUUUCAAUGAUCAAAUCCAUUUGAUAUCCUUUGUCGGUACGCCAUAUGCGACCAGAUCUGCACAUACGGAGGAUGGCAUCAGGAAGACAGUGGCGCUGGAGCAAACCGUCGACAGUGCUGGUAGUGCAGAUAGUGCCAGUGCCGAUGGUGCGAGCCGCUAG
This is a messenger RNA of Aspergillus chevalieri, 522 nucleotides long. RefSeq lists its product as uncharacterized. The record is from RefSeq and is a predicted model, not a curated record. Lineage: Eukaryota; Fungi; Ascomycota; Eurotiomycetes; Eurotiales; Aspergillaceae. The transcript has a single exon. The coding region runs from base 1 to 522 and encodes 173 amino acids.